AGUACCUCAAAGAAUUCCUUAUUUUAGUAGAAAUGUCCUCCAAGUCAUGUGAACCUUGUCAUUUCCACGGAUCAUUGAAAAAUGCUGACUUUUGGUGUACAAAUUGUGAGGAAAUGCUAUGCAAGGACUGUCGUAAACAUCACCAGUCAUCUAAGGCCACUAGAGGGCACCACCUCUGCACUGUUCAGGAGUAUGAAUUUAUGGAGUCGCAUCCUUUCAAAGUGCCAUCACGUUGCACCACACACAACAAGAAAUACGAUGCCUACUGCAUCACUCACGAGCAGCCAUGUUGUAUAAUCUGCGUCACUGUCUCUCAUGGAGCAUGCGCAGGCGUAGUGGCAUUUGAAGACGCGCUAAAAGGUUUUCAAUCUAAAACUGCUCUUUCUGAUCUGGACGAACGACUUGACAAUUUCAGCAUCAAUGUAGAUAAUUUCAAACGCAGUAGGGAAAGAGUAUUGUCUGAUUUAGAACAACAGAAGGAGAGACUCGAACAUGUUAUCACGGAAAAAAGACGAGGGAUUAACGAAUAUCUGGAUAAGAUUGAAGAAAAACUCCGAGGCGAGUUAAAAUCGAAAUACAACAAGUGCAUAGGUGAUGUUAAGAUCCAAGCUGACAGAAUAAAACAAAAGCAAGGGAAAGUUGGGGAAAUCAAGUCAAAUUUUGAGCAGGUAAAAGAAAAGAAAACAGGCGUACAAUUGUUCUUAGCUACGGGAGAAAUAAAUGCAAUGAUUUUGGAACAAGAGAAUUUCGUAGAAAACAUUUAUGAGAGCCUUCAUAAGUAUGACAUGUCUGUUACAUUUGAUGACACAGCAAACAACUUAUUAAUGGCUUUGCCAAACUUGGGCAAUAUUCAUGUCACUGAGUCUCCUUGUCGAAUCUCUAUGAUAUUGGGACAACCAAAGGCACCACUUGUAGAUGUACCUUGGAUUUUUAAACCAGUGCAACUCAAGCAGAAGAAAAAGAUUGCUGUGAAGAAGGGGGAUAAUGGCCUUUAUAUAAACAGUGGGGUUAUAAUUGGGGAUGGACGAAUAGUCUUAACGGACAAAUAUAAUAACCGUUUGAUAGUCUAUACAGAAUCUGGAGUAUUCCAGCGCGAUAUCCCACUGUCUUGUUCGCCAUGGGACGUAACGGAAGUGGAGAAAAGUCACGUUGCCGUCUCCCUACCUGACAGCAGUUUGGUUGAAAUCGUUGAUAUCAACAAGGGGAAAAUUGUAAAUAAAUUCAACAUUUCCGGACAAUGUUCUGGAAUAUCAUUUACAGGAGCAAAUAUUUGUGUAGCCGUGGCUGGCGACGGGAUACAAGUUUUAGACAUGAAAGGGCACAAAGUGAAGACACUCCCGGUUGAUGUAACCAGGGAAACGUUCAUGGCGGGUGACAUUGAUAAACUCUACUACACACACUACACGACACACACUGUACAUUGCACAACAAUUGACCAUGAACAAGUGUACAAAUUCAACCAUGACGAACUCAAUUUCCCACAGGACCUCAGCGUUGACGGAGAAGGCCACGUUUUUGUAACCGGAUUCAUUUCUAAUACUCUUCUCUGCGUUUCCCCUGACGGUCAGCAUAGACAGGUACUUUUACGACAAUCAGAUGGGUUAAAUUCACCGACGGCAGUUUUCUUUGACAAGAAAAGGAAAUUAUUACUAGUUUGUACGAAUUCGGCUAGUACAGUGUCACUUUAUGAAAUUGUGCAUUAAAGACAAACUUCCAAGUAAAUUUAGGACACGUUAUCUAGUCCCAUAUCAUAGUCUUACUAUUUACGAUUAUGAAAGAACGAUUUAAUCGAUGAUUCUUUAAGGACAAUAUCCAUGAUUCUGAAAGAACAAUUUCAUCAAUGAUCUGUAAGAGCGAUAUCAUUGAUUCUGAAAGAAGGAUUUCAUUGUUAAUUCUGGAAGAAAUAUUUUGCCAAUGAUUCUGUUAGAAAGAUGAAUCGGUAAUUCUGUACAAACUAUUUUGCGGAUGAUUCUGUAAGAACAAUUUCAUCGAUGAAACUGUAAGAACGAUUUCAUCGAUUUGACAGAUAUAUAGUUAUAUUGUUAUUUUAGAGUUACUUCUCUUGUUUCAUAAUAGUAUUGAAGUUAACGUUGUAUUGUAGUUUGAACUCUUUGUUUGUGUGUCACGAAUUUACUAGGUUACAUAUUUAUGUGUUAUUUAAAAUCAUAAAGGAGAUGGGGCAAUAAGGCCCUUAUUUGGCCCAAAAUUACUGCAAAUUUAAAAGUUUUCAUGCAAAACUAGGGCCAUAAUGCCCCUACUCCUUUCAUUUACCCUGACUGUCCUGUUUGUAUUUGACAAAAACUGUUUCAAAUAUUCCCAUUUGACACAAACAUAUCAAUUGUUUAUGUGUUACAUUUUUGUUUUCGCUCGAUUUUUCGUUCAUUUUUUGUACAUAGAUUAUGACGUUAGUUUUCUCGUUUGAAUUAUUUUACAUUGUAAUUUCUAAAUGUUUAAUCCAAAACCAGAUUUUUUUAUAUAUUAUAUUUAUUAACGUUUAAUCCAAAGCGAGACUUUCUAAACGUUAAAUCCUAAUCUUCAUUUUGGCAAACACUUCACCGAAAGCAGUUGAUUGGCUUAUUACUAGGUUUUGUAUACAUGUACAUUGUAUAUUUGUUCAUAUUUUUAAAACACACAUGGCAAUUACUUGAGACUUUGAUUUAAGAAAAUAUCGGAAAUGCUUGUUAUGAAAAAAAAAAUCAAUAAUGCGGAGGGAUGUUACCGGUGUGGAAAAAUCGUAAUUGAAACACUGAUUUUAUUGCAAUUUUAAUACUUUACUAUCGUCUGCAUAUAGCUAUUAGAGAUUAAUGUGUUAUAUGCCCCUCUAAUCAUUAUUGGCACGUUGUUGUUUCUUAAUGAGCAAAUAUUUUUGUUCGUAAAGUGUUUGUCUUAAAUAAAAAUGAAAUAUUC
Messenger RNA from Mytilus trossulus (common blue mussel), 2907 nucleotides. RefSeq names its product E3 ubiquitin-protein ligase TRIM71-like. The transcript is spliced from 2 exons. Gene Ontology annotation, molecular function: zinc ion binding. The coding region runs from base 33 to 1703 and encodes 556 amino acids. Lineage: Eukaryota; Metazoa; Mollusca; Bivalvia; Mytilida; Mytilidae. The record is from RefSeq and is a predicted model, not a curated record.